Molecule: messenger RNA, 5663 nt
Organism: Amaranthus tricolor (Joseph's coat)
Lineage: Eukaryota; Viridiplantae; Streptophyta; Magnoliopsida; Caryophyllales; Amaranthaceae
Product: putative protein FAR1-RELATED SEQUENCE 10
Exons: 5
Coding region: 428-2464 (678 amino acids)
Biological process (GO): regulation of DNA-templated transcription
Molecular function (GO): zinc ion binding
Source: RefSeq, a predicted model, not a curated record
UUCCUCUAUCUCGUCAACUACGGCUUCUCCAAAUUAAGACAUCAGUCUGAAGUCUGAACUCUCAACUCUCAAACCGACCACUCUGUCGCCAUCAAAAUCGAUAGCAAAGAUACAAAGCAUAAUUCCAAGGGUUAUAAUCUGAUUUCCCUCUGGUAUGCUUUGAAUCCUUUUAACUAAUUUGCUUUUAUUGAUACAUUUUUACAAGAUUGAACCUGUUCCUUUCUGUUGUUAUUCCCCAUUUCUCUCUUUAAAUUGAAUUUUCAUGUCACAUUUAUGUCAUAAGUUGUAAUUCCCAUUUGGGUAUCUCUUGUUUCAACAUUCGAACAAAUUGAGAUUUGUUAUAGUGCACAAUUUGUCCUUUUUUUCUUUUUGUUUAAAAUGGCUGCAAUUUGAAUAUUUUGUGGUAUAUUCGAACAUAGUGAUUCCAAUGUCUGGUAGGAAUAGUUUAUGGCUGAGAAAACAGAACUGUCCAUGUGGAGAUUGGAAAUGCUAUAUUACUUAUGAAGGACAAACUGAUGAGACAUCAUUUACAUCUCAAGUAAGCAAUAAGAAUGGAGCAAACCCUUCAUUUGAGGAUAUGAUUGACCCUUAUGUUGGAAUGGGGUUUAAAACUGAUGUUGAUGCUUUUGAUUAUUAUGGGAGUUUUGCUAGGAAGAAUGGGUUUUCGAUUAGGAAAGAACGGUCGAGGAUAAGCCCUCAAUUGGGCAUUUAUAAGAGAGAUUUUGUAUGCUAUCGUUCUGGUUUUGCAUCUUCUAGGAGGAAAGCCUCUAGUGAGCACCAGAGGGAUAGGAAGUCUGUGCGAUGUGGUUGUGAUGCGAAAAUGUUCUUGUCUAAGGAAGUUGUUGAUGGGAUUUCUCAGUGGUUUGUUGUUCAGUUUAGCAAUGUUCAUAACCAUGAGUUGUUAGAAGAUGAUCAAGUUCGUCUUCUUCCUGCUUAUCGUAAAAUUCAGGAGCCAGAUCAAGAGCGCAUCCUUUUGCUCUCAAAGGCUGGAUUUCCUGUACAUCGUAUAGUGAAAGUCUUGGAGUUGGAAAAAGGAAUUAAUGGAGGGCAGCUGCCUUUUCUAGAGAGAGAUGUUAGGAACUUUGUUCAGAAUCGGAAAAGAAUGGCUCAAGAAAGUGAUGCCUUACUUUCCGAGAAGCGAGAUAGUGAAAUAUUGGAACUUUUAGAGGCUUGUAAAGCCCUUAAAGAAACUGAUGAGAGCUUUACCUAUGAUUACUCUAUGGACGGAAAUGAUAAACCGCAAAAUAUUGCAUGGACCUAUCGAGACUCUCUCAUUUUGUACUCUCUGUUUGGUGAUGUUGUACUUUUUGAGACAACGUUUCGAUCAAUCACGUAUGGUAUGACUUUUGGUGCAUGGCUUGGCAUUAACAAUCAUGGAAAUGUCAUUCUUUUUGGCUGUGUCUUGCUGCACGAGGAAGCAUCCUCUUCGUUUUCAUGGGCUUUACAGACAUUUCUGCAAUUUGUUGAUGGAAAGUGUCCCCAAACAAUUCUUACUGAUAUAGAUACUGGGCUUCAAGAGUCAAUAAGGAGUGAAUUACCUAGUACAAAACACAUCAUUUCUGUAUGGUAUAUUCUGCCUAAGUUAUCCGGUUGGUUCUCUCUUCUUCUUGGGUCAAGUUUUGCUGACUUUAGGUCUGAGUUUGAUGUGCUAUACCGCAUGGAAAGUGCUGAGCAGUUUGAGUUUGAAUGGACUCAGAUGGUUGCUCGAUUUGAACUGGAGUCCGAGAAACAUUCUAGUUUAUUAUUUUCAUUAAGAGAAUCCUGGGCACUAUCUUACGUUCGAGGCUAUUUUCUUGCUCAGAUGGCAACAUCAGCAUAUUCAAAAUGUGUAGAUAUGUUCUUAAAAGGCAUAAUCAAUAAACGACCUUGUUUACGCAGCUUUUUUGACCAGAUCAGCCAUGCUAGAAGUAUACAAAGGCAGGAAUACCCCGAUAUGCUAAGUUUACAAAUGAGGACAUGCAUGCCUAUUGAAGAGCAAGCUCGAAAUAUCCUCACUCCUUUUGCUUUCGGUGUCUUUAAGCAAGAGCUGGUGCUUGCUAUGCAGUAUGCAGUUUCUGAGAUGGCUAAUGGUUCUUGUCUUGUUCAACACUUCAAGAAAAUGGAUGGGGAGCGCUUUGUAAUAUGGAUAUCAGAAGGUGAACAAAUCCAUUGUUCUUGUAAGGAGUUUGAAUCUUCUGGAAUUCUAUGUAGACAUGCUCUUCGAGUAUUCAUAGCAAAGAACUACUUUGAACUGCCUGAAGUAUACUUUUCUAGAAGAUGGCAGAAAAUUCAAUAUGAUGACCACACGGUUCAAAUAAGAAAAGAUGAGUGGUUUCAAGAAUUUCAUGAUCUCACGUCAACUCUAUUUACUGAAUCACUGGUAACAAAAGAAAGAUUUGAUUUGGUACAACGAGAACUUAGUAAAGAGCUUCGAAGACUUAUUAAUGAGGUUAGAAGUAUGCCUGCGAAUGAUGAAGUUGGAUAAAUACUACAUGGUCAUUCCGUGACUAAAAGAUGACGGCCCUUUUACAAAAUAGACAAAAGAUAAGGUGUUUUUGAAAAGGAUGAAUGCACCAUUUGUUGAGCAUCUAUUUCUGCCGUUGGUUCAUGGUUUUCUCAGUUCAUCUGUAAAAAACAUAGCUGAUGUGAAGAAGAGGAAUAAUAUGGUACAGCAAAUUUUAGUAAGCAUGGAUUAGUUUGAGAAGAAUUUGAGGUGCUCUGAAAUUUUGACCCACUUAGAUGUCUUUGUCUGUAGAAAUUGCUCUCUUGUGUUUGGAAGCCAUCCAUGCAAAACCUCACUGAAGAAUUUUUUAGAAAACAUCUGAUUCAUAUUGAAGUUAUAAACUCUAUGAGGCCUUGGUGCUUUUUAUAAUUCAAGCAAUAUAUUUGAAAACAAAAUAGAUCAGGAACACAUCCUCUCCCUCUUCGAGAGGGAAGGAAGAAACAAAAACACCAACAUACCAUUACUCCAAUGCCUUCAAGUGGCUCCCACCGAAGCGGGAUUUGGGGUGUUAGAGAUACGCAAUCUUACCCUAGUUGGUGAUAACAAAGAGGUUGUUUCCGAAUUUUCCUUAGUAGCAAAUAUGAUAUGUAACUUCAAGAUGGAAGGAAGAAGUGGAACAUUAUUCUUCAGCAAAAAAUCAGAAAUCUUGUAUCUUUCUUCUGUUGUACAGAAAUCGUGUUAUUUAAUAGGAUUCUGUAAUGAAUUCUUUUGUCGGCUAUAAUAUAUAGACCAAUGCCUAAGAUUGGAAAUAUGUAUUCUUACGAACUUUCUGAUGUGAUAUCUUGGGAUUUGUCUUCAACUAUAUUUGCUUUAACGUCUUCCCAACAUUGAAAUAGACAAGCAGAUGGUAUAAGCAGAAUGCUCACAUUUAUUUACUCCUAAUGCUUGUGGUUUCGCAAUAGUUUUGUUCUUGGUGCGAAAAGCAAUAAACAAACACCGAACGAAUAAAAUUCUUUCUUCAAUUAUGCUCCGGGAAGUGUUGCAAAUCCUUGAAGUGUUUUCCAGUCAUAUAUUCCUUUCAAUCCAAAGGCAGCUUUUAGCUUAUUAUGCAACUCCUGGCUCAAGCGAAAUUGUCCCUGUAGGCAGCUAGUAUCAGAUGAAAACGCUUCAAUUAUUGACAGCCUUGAAACAACAGUACAAAAUAUCGUUUAUAUCACAGUAUUGUAAACUGCAUCGUAAAAGUUUUUUAAGCUUACUGCGACUACAACAUAGACCGAGACAACAACAAACCAUCCGGUGGACUUUGUCAAGUUGCGGAUUUGUUAUGUUCCUGGGUUCUAUCUCCUUCUAGGUCACCCUUUGGAAACUUGAGAGGGGUCUGCAUUUAGCAGGUAAGCCAUUAAUUUUUCUGGUUCAUUUUUUGCAUCAUUAUGGAGAGGCCCCAUUGGUUAUUUGCUUGCAGACUUAUUUCAUUAUUGAUAAAGAUUAUAGACAAUGAAAAGGAUAAUACAUUAGUUUCGGACCACAGAAGUGUAAGAACCUGAUGGAGUCGUUAUCAUAGUCCAUACAGUAUGUAUCUGGUAAAAGACAAAUUGCCAUAUCCUUUUGUUAUAUAUCAUUACUUGAAUGCCUUUUUUAUGUAGAAGAAAUAUCAUAAUCCCCUGGUUCUAAGUUUUUUGGGGGGUUUUGAAUUUCUAGUUGAUUUUAUCACGAGUUAGGAACUAAGCUCUUCUAUGAAUAGGAUAUAUUGGAUAUGAUGGUGUAGUUAGAAACAAACUUACUUUAAGUAGAAGAAUCAAGUUAUCGUGAAUUAAGUAUUGCACCAUUAUUGUGCACCUUUUUAAAUAUUUCAUUAACAAGUUCACACUCUCACUCUCCACUCUACUUAAUUACAAUCUCUAUAAGUUUAAGGUUGAUAGAUGCUAUUUUAGUGAGUACUAACGGCCCGUUUGGUAGGUGGUACUAAACGGUGGUAAUGAGAAUGAAAACUAGUAUAGUUUUGAUUGAAAAAUCUAUUGCAUUGCUACCUUGAUGGCCAUGCUUAUCUAACUUCAAUUAUCUCAUUUUCUUCAUAAAUUUCAUUCCAAAGCUUUACCAUUAGGAGAGGUGGUAUUAGGUGGUAAUGCAAAUUUAUAAACAAAAAUUUUUUUUUUGAUUAAAGUUUCAUGACCAUGGGAAUGACAUAGAACUUUUUGAUGAAAUUUUGCACUAUAAAUCAUUUCCAUUACCACCGUUUAGUACCACUAAGCAAACGGACCGUAAGUCCAUACAUUACCAACCCUUUUAGACGCGGUUUACUAUUACUUGGUUUGAACAGACCAAGAUGGGACUGUUUGCAGAUUAAAAUAAUUUGUAAUAAUUAUGAGGAUGUAUCGAUAAAUAAUGAUUAUGUAAGAAGUAGUAAAUUACUUUUAUGUGUCCUUAUUUUAUAGGAGGGUUUUUUAAAUCAUAUUUUAUCUUUUUCUUAUUUUGUUUAUUUUAAUUUCACGUAUAUGGUCUUUUUGUGAUUAUUUGUAAGUAACCUUAUUGUUUAGGAUUUUUUACUAAAUUAUUGCUGUAAAUCCGGUUGCACUUUUUAUCAGAAUCUGCUACUUGUGGAACAUACACAUGACACGUGUAAUCAGUUGAUUCAGAUUGCAUUGCUCCUAACUGUUUCAGUUGGCCUUUCUCUAUUGAUUCCUUUCUAGUGUUUUCUACAAACAGUAAUAUACCUAACUCUGCUUGUAUGCUUUUUUAAGUGGUAUGGAGAGAAGGUACACUUGGUUGUAUCAUCAUUUGACUUUGAAUUAUUAUACAUUUUAAUAUAAUGACUCUUUAUUUUACGUGCAUUUCUUAGUUAUUGUCGUAUAUGAUUUUUCUAUUAAGAAUACAUUGGAUAUACUUUCUUUGUUUGCGGAAGGUUAAGGUUGUGAAGAUAUGACCCGCUAAACUCUGCCUAAAUGAAAACUACAUAAUAGCAUUAGAGUUGAUUAUGUAAGAAUUUCUUGAUAUAUUAUUGUAGUAGAAUGUUUUUUUACGGCAAAAACUGACAACAGGAGGAAAUUUCCAAUUUAAACCCGGUUUAGUUGAGUAAGAAUCUUUAAAGGUUUCAAUCUUUUUCAAAUUGGAAAGAUUUAGAGGGAAAACUCUCAUCACCCUUUAUUCCUAAACAAGCAAGGGUUAUUUUCCUUCUAUUUCUCUUCCCUUCCUUUCCCCUCCACUCCUUUCCCUUCCCUUUUGUUCCUUUCUAUCAAAAUUAUCA